Wickerhamiella sorbophila is the source of this 933-nucleotide messenger RNA. RefSeq names its product NADH dehydrogenase (ubiquinone) complex I, assembly factor 6. The record is from RefSeq and is a predicted model, not a curated record. Bases 1 to 933 code for a protein of 310 amino acids. Gene Ontology annotation, biological process: biosynthetic process. The transcript has a single exon. Lineage: Eukaryota; Fungi; Ascomycota; Dipodascomycetes; Dipodascales; Trichomonascaceae.
AUGGUUGGCGUUGAUGCGGCUCGGAGGAUUUGCAGAGAAGCAGUGCGAGGCAAAGACAGAUCGGCGUACCUGCUGUCGCAGUACAUGGCAGGGCCGGCGCAAGAUGCAUAUAUCGGCAUGCGAGCGUUCAACAUCGAGACCGCUCGAGCGGCUGAUUCGGCCGUGGAACCGAAAGUUGCUCGAAUAAAACUGGAAUACUGGAAGGCGGCCAUUCAGAAAAUCCACAGCGCCACUCAGCCCGACGUCGAUCCAGCGGUGGUGCUGCUGCACAACGCAAGCCAGGCCGGUGCUUCAGUGGCUCGCAAGUAUCUUUUGACAAUUGUCCAGACCCGCGAGUCGCAGCUAGCCAAAAAGCCCCUGCGAAAUCUCGAGGACAUGGAGAGGUUCGGAGAAGGAGUGUAUUCUCAAUUAAACUACGCUAGUCUGGAUAUUUUGAAUGCAAUGGACCCCGAGACGGCUGAUUACUUUCGCCAAAACCCCCAUCUCGACGAAAAGGCCACUACCGUAGCGGCUCACAUUGGCCAGGCGUCGGGGAUUGCUGUUCUGUUGAAAUCGCUCACCUUCUAUGCUCGAGCCCAGUCCUGGGUAGUUUUGCCGGCUCAAUCGCUAGCCGAAAACCACAUAUCCCAGCAGGCGGUUCUUGAUGCCGUCGAGUCCGGGUCGCUGAGCCAGCUUCCCGACGUGCAAAACGCCGUCUUCACAGCCGCCACCCGGGCCAACGACCAUCUGCUCACUGCCCGGAGCAUUUUUGAAGAGCUCAAGCAGUCCGUGGGCGUGCCCCAGUCGCUGCUUUUAACCGCCAUGUCGGCGCUGCCGGUCAGCCUGUAUCUUGAGCGGUUGGAAAAAGUCAACUUCAACGUGGAAAAGGCCCAUGGAGCAGAAUGGAAGCUGCCGUACCGCUCGUGGAGAUCAUAUAAGACACGUAAGUUCUAA